CUUCCAGCAUGAUUAAUGACGAUGCCAGAGAGCAACUUUUGGUAACUAUUCAGAAGACUUUCAACUAUAGCAAAAGCCAAUCACAGCAGAUCCUGCUCAUGGUUACGGAGUGCAUGAAGAAAAGGGAGCUGAUCACAGUUUUUCGGAUGGGUUCUGAGGGACAACAAGAUAUUGAAAUGGCCAUUCUUACUGCCUUGUUAAAAGGCACCAAUGCUGCAGCAGCUGAUCAGCUGGGCUUGGCUCUGGCCUGGAACAGAGUUGAUAUUGCUCGCAAUCACAUUUUUGUUUAUGGACACAAUUUGCCAGUGAACUCUCUGGAGCAGUCUAUGAUGGAUGCUCUGGUGCUCGACAGAGUGGACUUUGUCAAACUGCUCAUUGAAAACGGGGUCAAUAUUCACCACUUUGUCACAAUUCCCAGACUGGAGGAGUUAUACAACACGGGAAACCUUCCUCCAGAUUAUCAGAUCACUUUGAUCGAUAUUGGUCUGGUGUUGGAGUGCUUUAUGGGCGGAGCUUACAGGAGCAAUUACACAAGGAAGGCCUUCCGCAACCUCUACAAUAAUUUAUAUGGACUUAAAAGGCCAAAGGCUCUAAAGCUUCUAGGAAUGGAGGAUGAUGAACCAAGGGGAAAGGGCAAGAAAAAGGGAAAAAAGAAGAAAGAGGAAGAGGUAGAAAUUGAUGUCGAUGACCCAGAGAUGUGUCGAUUCAAGUUCCCCUUUCAUGAGCUGAUGCUAUGGGCGGUGCUGAUGAAGCGUCAGAAGAUGGCGCUGUUUCUUUGGCAGCGUGGAGAAGAAGCUAUGGCCAAAGCCCUGGUGGCCUGUAAACUGUAUAAAGCCAUGGCCCAUGAGUGCUCUGAGAGUGAACUAGUGGAUGACAUCUCCCAAGACCUGGAAAACAACUCCAAAGAAUUUGGCCAGCUGGCUUACGAGCUGUUGGACCAGUCCUACAAGCAUGAUGAACAGGUGGCCAUGAAACUCUUAACAUAUGAGCUGGUUAACUGGAGUAACUCCACCUGUCUAAAGUUGGCUGUGGCUGCUAAGCAACGUGAUUUCAUUGCCCACACCUGCUGCCAGAUGUUGCUCACCGACAUGUGGAUGGGAUGCCUGAGGAUGGGCAAAAACCCUGGCCUUAAGGUUAUUCUGGGAAUCGUCUUUCCUCCGCUGAUUCUACUGUUGGACUUCCGUCUUGCAGAAGAUGCAUCCUAUAAUGCACCUGGCCAAGAACAGGGAAAAGACAAGGAUGACGACGCAAAAUCCACCAAGGACGGUAAUGAUACAACUUCCCGAAAGGGGGAUGAAGAAGAGGACGCCACUCAUGUCCGUAAAAUCCCAAUAGCAACUAGGAUCUUUGAGUUUUAUAAUGCGCCAUUCACCAAAUUCUGGUUCAACACUAUUUGCUAUUUGGGCUAUUUGAUGUUGUACAACUACAUAAUCCUGGUGAAAAUGGAGCGAUGGCCAUCCUUACAAGAGUGGACUGUCAUCGCAUACAUCGUCACACUUGGCUCUGAAAAGAUCAGACAGAUUCUGAUGUCAGAGCCGGGGAAGUUGAAACAGAAGAUAAGUGUGUGGAUGGAGGAGUACUGGAACAUCACAGACCUGGCUGCCAUUUGCACCUUCCUUUUCGCACUGAUGCUACGCCUGCAGAAUGAACCUUACCUGGGCUACGGCAGAGUCAUCUACUGCAUAGACAUCAUCUUCUGGUACAUCCGUGUACUGGACAUCUUUGGAGUCAAUAAAUACCUGGGACCCUAUGUGAUGAUGAUAGGGAAGAUGAUGAUAGAUAUGUUGUACUUUGUGGUGAUCAUGCUGGUGGUGCUUAUGAGCUUUGGAGUGGCUCGGCAGGCCAUCCUUCACCCUGAUGAGGAGCCGACAUGGCGCCUGGCCAGAAACAUCUUCUACAUGCCCUACUGGAUGAUAUACGGAGAGGUUUUUGCGGACUCGAUAGACCUCUAUGCUAUGGAAAUCAACCCUCCAUGUGGUGACCAUUUAUAUGACGAGGAUGGGAAGAAACUACCUCCAUGUAUCCCUGGUGCCUGGCUCACCCCUGCCCUCAUGGCCUGUUAUCUUCUGGUGGCAAACAUUCUUCUGGUCAACUUGCUCAUUGCAGUUUUCAACAACACUUUCUGCGAAAUCAAGUCAAUUUCCAACCAGGUGUGGAAGUUUCAGAGAUAUCAGCUGAUCAUGACGUUCCACGACCGCCCCAUCAUGCCGCCACCUCUCAUCAUCUUCAGCCACCUCUACAUCCUCUUCAACAGGCUGUUUCGGCGGUUUUUUAAGAAGAAACAAGAGGGAGAGUUGGAUGAAAAGGACCGCGGACUCAAGCUUAGGCUGAAUCCAGAGGAGCUAAAAUUUCUGUACGAGUUUGAAGAACAGUGUGUGGAGGAGUAUUUCCGUGAGAAAGAGGACGAGCAGCAGUCCUCAACUGACGAACGUAUCAAGGUUACUUCAGAAAGAGUUGAAAAUAUGUCCAUGCGUCUAGAGGAGGUAAACGAGAGGGAGAACAACAUGAAGGCCUCCCUGCAGACAGUGGAUCUGCGCUUGGCACAGCUGGAGGAGAUCCACGGACGAAUGGCAGUCGCACUGGAAAAGCUUGCAGGGGUAGACAGACUGGAACUGACCAGAACCUACUCACGAAACUCCUCUGUGUGUGACCCCUCCUCCCUCCUUCGCCAGAGCAGUAUUAACAGCGCUGAUGGUUACAGUCUUUACCGCUUUCACAUGGACUUGGAGGACUUGGCAGCAAAGCAGAAGGCAGAUGAGACAACUAAAAGUGGUUUAGAGAGAGAAAAGAGUCUCCGGCUAGCCUCCGGUAGAUGUUCUCUAAACAAAAAUGAAGGUGGUCAGACCAUAGAGGUUGCUGGUUUGGAGAGAUCGGGUGUGGAAAUUCUCAUAUCUCCCUGUAAACAAAAGCCUAUUUCUGCAGCAUCAAGUCAUGAGAUCUUAUCCAAUAUAAGACAAGGCAAAACAGUGCUAGAUAGCCUUAUGCCUUCUUCCCCGCCAACAAGGACUAAGUCUUUGCGAUACUAUCCAGUUGAUGACCAAGCCACCGCUCCUUUAACAAAGAGAAGGUCUAUGAGCACCAUCAUCAUCAGCCCGCCUGAUGAACCUGUGGAAGCAGAGGAACUCACGAAGAAGCCCGAACUGCCGCCAAGAACAUCCUCUUCACCAAAGAGGACAACAUCUUUAAGAUACUAUCCAGUCGAAGACCAAGCCAUCUCUCCUGUAACAAAGAGGAGGUCUAUGAGCACCAUCAUCAUCAGCCCGCCUGAUGAACCUGUGGAAGCAGAGGAACUCACGAAGAAGCCCGAACUGCCGCCAAGGACAUCCUCUUCACCAAAGAGGACAAAAUCGUUGAGCUAUACCCCUUCUGAAAUCCAAAACCAGACUUCCCCUACCACAAAGAAGAGACCCAUGAGCAGCAUCGUCUACAACCCAGCGGAUGCAAGUGUUGAAGUGGCGGACUACAGAUCAGUAGUGGAGCAGGUCGCUCAAACACCAAAUCGGUGGCCAGAAAACUUGGAGUACCAGGUGCACCCUAGCGCAGUUGGUCACAUGCCUAAAGUUUCAACAGUGAGAACUAUCGCCCAGCAGUUUAACAGUGGCACUGCACCUACAGAGCCUAAAAAAGAGGAAAGUCAGACGGAUCUUGUUCCUUUAGAAAGUGAUGGAGCUCUUCCAGCAGCAGAACAAACGACAGACCAAACUAAGAUGAAGGCCAAGAGAAUCCUCUCAGACACGACCGAGUAUCUGACUGUAGCUGAGAGCUUUAAUCUGGACGAGAGAGCAAAGGUGGUGGACAAGGAACCAAGAGCCUCCAGCAGCGAGAGAGACAUCUUACAAGUCUGCACGGUGGUGGGGGGAGAGGAGGGCGGGAUGAUGGAGGCAGAGAAAAAAGAAGAUGAUGCACAGGAAAAUAAUUAA
This is a messenger RNA of Notothenia coriiceps (black rockcod), 3920 nucleotides long. The record is from RefSeq and is a predicted model, not a curated record. Lineage: Eukaryota; Metazoa; Chordata; Actinopteri; Perciformes; Nototheniidae.